Messenger RNA from Aspergillus clavatus NRRL 1, 1209 nucleotides. RefSeq names its product cobalamin-independent methionine synthase II family protein. The transcript is spliced from 3 exons. The record is from RefSeq and is a predicted model, not a curated record. Bases 1 to 1209 code for a protein of 402 amino acids. Gene Ontology annotation, molecular function: 5-methyltetrahydropteroyltriglutamate-homocysteine S-methyltransferase activity; zinc ion binding. Lineage: Eukaryota; Fungi; Ascomycota; Eurotiomycetes; Eurotiales; Aspergillaceae.
AUGGCUCCUCAACUUCACCGGAACCCUCCCUUCCGUGCCGAGCACCUGGGUUCGCUCCUCCGGACAGACGAGCUCCUGAAGGUCAAGACAGCGUUCGAGAACGGACAAGCUUCUGCCGCGGAGCUCAAGGCUGUGGAGGAUAAGGAUAUCAAGGACGUCGUUGAGACCCAGAAGAAGCUGGGCUACCCCGCUCUUUCUGACGGAGAAUACUGCAGACAUAUGUUCUGGGGUUCCUUCUUCCCUGGCCUUGAGGGCUUCGAAGAGGUGACUGACGUUGAUGUCGAUAUCUUCCGUCCCUAUGCCCCCGAUGUUGCUGCCUUCUUAGCGGAGGGCCACAAGCCUGGUGAGACUGUCCUCUGCACCGGCAAGAUUAAGCACGUCGGCAGCACAUAUGUCGAUCAGUUCAAGUAUCUGGCCAGCUUGGUUGCCCCUGAGGAGGUCAAGAACGUCAAGCUCACUCUGGCUGCCCCCAACUGGUAUCACCUCCGAUACAAGUCGGGCAAGGCCUUCCCCAAGGAUGUGUACCGCUCGGAGGAUGAGUACUUGAGUGACAUCGCCAAGGCGUAUCAGGAGGAACUCCAGAUCCUGUAUGACGCUGGCUGCAGGAACGUUCAGUUCGACGAUCCCAACCUUGCUUAUUUCUGUUCCGAUAAGAUGUUGGAUGGCUGGAAGGCCGAUUCCCUGAACACGGCCACUGCCGACGAGACUUUCGAGAAAUACAUCAAGCAGUACAACGAGUUACUGUCCAAGCGUCCUGCCGAUUUCCACGUCGGCGUGCACAUCUGCCGUGGCAACUUCGUCGGUAGCCGUCACUUCUCCGAAGGUGGCUAUGACCGCAUCGCUACCCAGCUUUUCAAGGAGCUCGACGUUGACACCUACUAUCUUGAGUAUGACACUCCUCGUGCUGGUGGCUUCGAGCCUCUGAAGGAGCUGCCCCGCCACAAGAAUGUCAUCUUAGGUGUUGUGACCAGCAAGUUCCCCGAGCUUGAGGACAAGGAAGAGAUGAAGAAGCGUGUCUAUGACGCUGCCAAGUUCAUUGCCGAGGGCAACAACAUCAGCGUCGAGGAGGCCCUGAAGCAAGUUGGUGUCAGCCCCCAGUGUGGCUUUGCCAGCCAUCGGGAGGGCAACGCCAUUGAUUACGAUGGAAUGAUCAACAAGCUGAAGCUCGUUCGCGAGAUUGCCAACGACGUCUGGCCCGGCGAGCUGUAA